CUUUUAUUGAUUUUGUUUUGCGGUGACCGAAAUUCUAGAAAACUAGAUAUUGUGUGUUAAAUAACACCAUGUUGUUAUUAACAAAAUUUAACGAUUAAAAACUACAUUUGCAGGUGCUUUAAAAGCCAGAGAAAUUUUGUAAAGAACGGUUCAGUAGUUUUCCACAAGUAAUUCGAAUGCGAAGCCUUUAACUGGAGAACCGAAUAUUUCCGAUCGAAAUAAACUCUGAGUAUGCAGUGAAUAUAAUAUUUUGUCAAUCCAGUUCAAUUCUGCUAUUUCUAUUAUAUAUGUAUAUGCUUGUGGGGCUUAUUUUAGUUAUCAGCAAUAUUAGAGUCUUCGUUGUUUCUUCAACAAAUACCUCGAUUUCAGUACGUUCCGAAACUUAGACUCCGUCGGUAAUAUCAAUUCAAAAUGCUGAGGCUGGCACUGUACACAGUCUGUAUUGUCCUUUCUCUACAAGGAUCCCUUGUAGAAUCUCAGGGUCAUCGGGUGUGCGUCCUUCGGGAUGCGCCAACGCAGUGCGGCUCCUUUUGCCUGAGCGCACUAUAUCCGCUCUUUGCCGAUACUAAUAAUAUCCGAAGCAGGUUGGAUGGCAUCGAAGCAGGGCAGAAGGUCCUCAGUGAUCUCAUGACAGGACUUCAGGGGGUACAUACAAAGCUAGAUUCCUGUAAGAUGAAAAAUGAUUACGAGGCGAGAUUAGCCGGAAUCGAAAACCACCUAAAAGCGACUAUUGCAAACUUGGAGAAUCAAAUCAAAACCAAAGACGAUCUUAUCAAUGCGCAAAAAAAACAAAUCGAUGAAGGCUUUAAAAAUAAAGAUGAUGAAAUCGCAGACCUAAAGAAUCAGAUUAAUUCGAUUGAAACAUCAAAACGUAACCAAUCUAAUGAGCUUUCGGAAUGCCGAUUACAUUUCGAAAAAACACAACCAUUAAGGGUGUCAUGUUCGUCGUCUCCACAUGGCUGGACCGUAAUUCAGAGACGGAUCGACGGAUCCGAGAACUUCGAUCGAAACUGGGCUGAUUACAAAAAUGGAUUUGGAAACGUUAAGGGAGAAUUUUUCAUUGGCCUGGAAAAAUUGCAUCAGAUGACGAAGGCACGUCCCCACGAACUCUACAUUAAGCUUGGGAAGGUAAAUGGACCAACCAGCUAUGCUCACUAUGACGAUUUUAAAAUUGGCAGUGAGGACGAAUUGUAUGAGCUGAAGAGUUAUGGAAUUUAUUCCGGUGAAGCCGGAAACUCCCUUGAAUACAAUAAGAACAAAAAGUUCUCUACAUUUGAUCGGGAUAAUGACAAAUGGGAUGGAGGAAAUUGCGCUGAUUCGGAAUACGGUGGUUGGUGGCAUGGCAAUUGUGGUUCUAGUCAGCUCAAUGCAAAAUACUAUAAAGAUGGUCAAAUAACCAAUGAAGACAUAACGAACGGAAUAUACUGGGGCUCAUGGCAUGACUACGACUGGAAAAUAUCACUCACCUACGUUGAAAUGAUGAUUAGACCUAAGUCCUUAUGA
Drosophila gunungcola (fruit fly) is the source of this 1503-nucleotide messenger RNA. RefSeq names its product fibrinogen-like protein 1. The record is from RefSeq and is a predicted model, not a curated record. Lineage: Eukaryota; Metazoa; Arthropoda; Insecta; Diptera; Drosophilidae. The transcript has 3 exons. Bases 412 to 1503 code for a protein of 363 amino acids.